Molecule: messenger RNA, 909 nt
Organism: Sodiomyces alkalinus F11
Lineage: Eukaryota; Fungi; Ascomycota; Sordariomycetes; Glomerellales; Plectosphaerellaceae
Exons: 1
Coding region: 280-858 (192 amino acids)
Source: RefSeq, a predicted model, not a curated record
UGACUGUUGAAUCGAGGAGAAAAAGAGAGAAGGGGAAAAGGACGGGUGGGGUGCGCGAACGAUGCGGGCCAGAACUAACAAGGGCCUGCAGCAGCCGGACAUACAGGAGGUAGCGAACGAAGUACGAGGCAAGUCGGGGAAGACGAAGCAAAAGCGCCAACCGGAAUCAUCCUUUCUUCCUUCGCUGCCAAUCCCGACAUGGCCUCCUCAACCAAUGCUACAGUACUUGAAGGGAUGCAUAGACGAGCAUGAUAGGACAAAGAACCCUGCCCCGUUACGAUGCAGCCUUGCCUUUCAGUUGGUCUCGGAAGAGUAUCGAGCAUCGACUAUCCCAAUCGUCUCGAGGAAGAGAAAAGCCAGUGCUCUCCUCUGAAUGCUGCCAGGCAACUGGGGCUGGGGAGCGAGGAUAACUGGAUCUCUCGGUCGUUUCGUAGGCUUCUGAAUGGUCAGAAUAUCCCGAGGAACGGUAGGCACGAGGGCGAGGACGACCACCUGGCUAUCAGCAAACCCCGCAGACAAGGUAAUCGACGAAGAGGGCCCUGGCCUCGGAGCGGUUAUAUGGGUCUAAGCGCGCCGCUCCGUUCGAGGGGACGAAUCUUACGAAUUUCUGAAGCUAUCGACCUCGUUAGCCUUGGUGCUAAAUGGGGACAGGGUCCAGCUGAGGUACGGAGUGGUCAGUCAUCCUUAUCCCAUACGGCUAGACCACCGCUUGCCCCCUCAGCAUUGGACUUGGAGGCGGCAGGUGUGGGGCCACCAAAGCGAAUCACUCGCCAUGGCGAUCUGGUGGGGAAAAGUUCAACCCUGUCCACAAGACCUUACCGUAUGUAUGUACAACGUGCAGUAGGUAGUGUAGUGUAGGGCAGGAGGAAAACUACGAUCAUAUAACCUGGUCGAGCACUUCGCCAAUGC